This is a messenger RNA of Marchantia polymorpha subsp. ruderalis, 2306 nucleotides long. The record is from the annotation of a GenBank genome assembly. Lineage: Eukaryota; Viridiplantae; Streptophyta; Marchantiopsida; Marchantiales; Marchantiaceae.
GCACGAUGCGGUACUGUUGUGUGCUCGUCGAGCUAUCAUAGCGUCAUUACUACUCGGAAGGGCUUCCAAAAGUGCUCAAAGUUGGAAUAGGAUACUGAAAUUUCGCUCUCUCGGUUCGUCGGACAGUUCAUUGGUCUCUUGACCUUCGCAGGCGGAAUGUGCAACCGUCAGUGCUAGAGAGUCUGCAGAUUGAACGACACAAUAAGAAUCUUAAUCCUUAACGGAAAAUUUCGAUCUAAGUCGUGGACAGUAUGGAGUACAAUUGAUCAGACCUAGAUCCAGGAAAACCUGCAAAUCUUCCCAUGACAAAGUAACGAGGAAGGGCAAGGAUCGAAAUGAUACUCCCGUCGAAGCAACCUGCGGCCUUCGUGCUGGCAGCCAUGUUCGUGCUGAGCAGUCUGAGUCCGGCGGCUCUGGGAGGCAUCUUGGAAGAAUUUAGCUCCGGGUUCUGCCUGAACGCACCGAAUGUCACCAAAUGCCCCAGCCCUCCGACAUUCGAUCUGGUUGACAUCACGGCGUUCGGAGGCAAGUGGUACGAGAUCGGCAGCAGCGCGCGCUUCAAGCUGACCAAGGAGGCGGGCAUGGCCUGCAGCCAGACGAACUACACGGUCAUGACCUCGACGUCGUUCUGGGGGCCGAGGACGGCCAACAUGAGCUUCCUGGACAAGGGCGUCAACGCAGUCGGCAACGUCGCGCAGUUCGGAGUGCAGCAGAUCGCCGGCGCGGCGCGAGGGCUGUGCCAGAACGCGCGCGACAUCUGCAAGAUGCUCAACUCCGGCAGCCAGAUCGACCAGGCGCUGACGCUGGUGGCCACGGCGGCCGGGAAAAUAUUCCUCUUCCACCCGACGGAGUCGGCCACGCUGAACGCAGUCCGCGCCAGCGUCGGCACGGCCAUCAGCGCCGUGAACGUGGCUCUCGACUCGCUGUCGAAGAACGUGACGCAGAUCCAGUACCUCGACUCGCAGCUGAGCCAGGCCAACGGCACGCUCAAGGACAACUUGUCGCGGCUGCUCAAUUUGACGCUCAAGGCCGGGCGCGUGCAGGACGACAUCCAGAGCGCGGUCCGGGCCCUAGCCGACGCGCGCGGCAAGAUCAUCCAGGUCGCGGCCAAGCUGGUGGUCGCGGGCGGCGCCGACCUGCCGAUCAAAGCCGUGCCGGACCUCGGGCAGGCCGUGUUCCUGCUGGCGGCGGCGGAGAACGCCAUUCUGGCGCUGGCGACCGAGGUGCGCCUGGCCACGCUGGGCGUCACGGCCGUGGCCGGCCUCAUCGCGCUGGACUCCAGCAAGGCCGGCGGGUUCGCGUCGGCCAAUCCCGGCGUGGCCAUCCAGAACGCGACGUUCCCCGGGCGCCUGGACGCCGUGUGGGCGUCCAAGCGCGCGCCGUACCUCAUCCUCUCCGUCGACGGGUUUCCGAACCAGGGCUACAACGCGGCGCUCAUCUACUCGUGCACCGAAGUGCCCGGCGCGCACUACAAGCAGGCGCUCUUCAUCAUCUCGCGCACGCCCACGCUGUCGCAGGUCGUCGUCGACCGCUUCCUCGGCGUCGCCGCCUUCCACGGCAUCUCCACCGACUGCGACGACCCGUUCCUGUACACCGUGCAAACCUCUCCUCUGUGCCUCGCCUCGUCCACUCCCCCGCCUUCCCUCUGACCGCAUCCACCCUCUGCAGCCGGUCGGUUCCUUCGGGGCCUCGUCGAAUCUGAGCACUGCUUUCUUUCGUCUAGGAUUUCGUCUCGAGUCGAGUAAGGAAGGAGACGAUGGCAUGAGUGUUUCCCAGCUUCGAUCCAGUACCUGACCGACUCUAUCCUCUUGCGCAAUCAACAGUUGGUGCAUGUCUCUCGCCGUUUCCGCCAAAAAUGUUUGUGGCACAUGCAUUUAUCUGUAAUGCAAGUUUCUCGUUCUAGAACCUUGCACCCAGCGAUUCUAAUCACAUGAGUUUGAUUUCUCUUAGUUCAAUUGUGGAAUGUGGAGCAUCGUGUUCAUACACGGACCAUUGUCCUCCUGAUGCACUGAGCUGCUUUCAUAAUGCUCGAUCCGUCUCUUAAGUACACAGAGGAUGCGGCCGACUUGUAGUCUGCUGGUAGUUUAUCAACUUUGAGGUUCAGAAGAUGUUAACAAUUAGCGUAUUUUACAACCACAUGAUUAGAUACUGGCAUACUGACAGUGGAGUAGCAACCAAUAGCACUACGUCUUCCACGUACAAAGAAAGCCUUAGAAGGUCGGGAUGAUGAUAAAAUCCUCCGACUGCUGCAUUGUCUAGUCAAGUUUCAAGUUGAUCUAUAAAGGAUUACAUAGAACAACGUCGAU